Molecule: messenger RNA, 740 nt
Organism: Pistacia vera
Lineage: Eukaryota; Viridiplantae; Streptophyta; Magnoliopsida; Sapindales; Anacardiaceae
Product: protein SODIUM POTASSIUM ROOT DEFECTIVE 2-like
Exons: 3
Coding region: 93-740 (215 amino acids)
Molecular function (GO): metal ion binding
Source: RefSeq, a predicted model, not a curated record
UAUAUUUUCUUCAACUAAAACAAAACAGCAUAUUCACUCUUUAACUCAUUGUUGCUUCUCUUCAAGUCAUUCUGUUAUUUUUUUUUCCCAACAUGAAAGGAAUGGAUAUUUUCUGUUCAACUCCUGCUUCUACAGCCGUCUGCUCUAGCAUGGUGAACCACCGUUCCAUCCGCCGUAGCCAUAGCUCAAAACCUUAUGCUCCUUGUUCGUCACAAUUGCCCAUAAUUCCUCGGCCUUAUCACGAGAAGAGCAGAAAGAGUUCGGCUAAGCAAAGUGAUUUACAUAGAAAAAGCUCAGCUGAUAUAAGUGAUCUGAACAGUACUCAUGGUUCGUCUCAAUAUCUCCUAAGUGAUAAACCUUUUAUUGACUGGCUGUCGGAGUCUGAUCGUGUCUCGGCAUUGGUUCCUGCUGAUCAGUCUGCAAAGUCUCGGCAUGUAAGUUCAAACGAGUCUCUUGCUUUAAUUAAGUCCUCUUCAACAACUAAGUCCCCUCAGCAGGUUGUGGUUUUGAGGGUGUCAAUUCAUUGCAAGGGCUGUGAAGGAAAAGUGAGAAAACAUAUCUCAAAAAUGGAAGGAGUGACAUCAUUCAGUAUAGAUUUGGAGACAAAGAAGGUGACGAUCAUCGGGAACGUGACCCCUUUAGGCGUGCUUGCCAGUGUUUCAAGGGUGAAGAGCGCACAGCUUUGGCCAACAUCAUCAUCGCCAUCUUCAAAUUCGCCUGUGGUCAACAUGAGUUACUGA